Molecule: messenger RNA, 2050 nt
Organism: Coffea arabica (coffee)
Lineage: Eukaryota; Viridiplantae; Streptophyta; Magnoliopsida; Gentianales; Rubiaceae
Source: RefSeq, a predicted model, not a curated record
UCAUGUCCUUAAAUCUCACGUGCCUCCUUCCCUUUUAACGGCGCGGAAAUCCCUCCUCUUUUCCUUCCCCACCUCCGUUCAAACUCUCUCCUCUUUGUAAAUCUAUAUACAUUUCUAUACACUCUUAUUUUUUGUAUGUAUUACGGCUAAAAUUAUUUUCUUGUAAUUUAUUAGUAGUGCGUAAUGUAUCUAUAUAUAUCUAUAUCUAUAUUAUUAGUAGUAUGAUGGUGGAGGAGUUUAUUAUUGUAUGCACAAAUCUAAUCUAGCUCGUAGAAGCCCUAACAUUAAUAUGGAGCGCCUUCUAUGUUCCCAAUCCCGCAAUCCUUUCUAAUGUUACAAGAAGAGAAGGUUUUUUAAGUAUAGAUAUAUUUGAUUUAUUCGGAGGUAUAUUUAUUUACAUUGGAGGGAGGGAUGGGGGCCGUGACGUCCACGAUGGCUGCCAAGUUUGCGUUUUUUCCGCCGAAUCCACCCUCGUAUGGGGUGGCAGAGGACGAAGGGACCGGGAAAUUGAGGAUGACGGGAGUCGCCGAGAGGGACAACGUCGACGUUUUGAGGCUGGCGACGAAGAGGGGGACCCGGAUUGUGGCUCUCUACGUUAAAAACCCGGCUGCGUCCCUCACUUUGCUCUACUCCCACGGCAACGCUGCUGAUCUGGGCCAGAUGUAUGACCUCUUCAGCGAACUCAGCCUUCAUCUACGCGUCAACUUGAUGGGGUAUGACUAUUCAGGAUAUGGACAGUCUACUGGAAAGCCAAGCGAGCAGAACACUUAUGCUGACAUAGAAGCGGCAUAUAGAUGUCUUCUGGAGAAAUAUGGGGCAAACGAAGAAGAUAUAAUAUUAUAUGGGCAAUCUGUUGGGAGUGGUCCAACUUUGGAUUUGGCAUCCAGAUUAUCACGGUUAAGGGCUGUGGUUCUUCACAGUCCAAUCAUGUCUGGUCUUCGUGUUAUGUAUCCAGUGAAGCGCACUUAUUGGUUUGAUAUAUACAAGAAUAUCGAGAAAAUACCAUUGGUUCAGAGUCCUGUUUUGGUAAUCCAUGGAACAGCAGAUGACGUUGUGGAUUGCUCUCAUGGCAAGCAGCUUUGGGAGCUAUGUAAAGAGAAAUAUGAGCCAUUAUGGGUAAAAGGCGGCAACCAUUGUGAUUUGGAGCUUUAUCCUGAGUAUAUUAAGCAUCUGAAGAAAUUUAUAUCAGCUAUAGAGAAGUCAUCGCAUUUUAGAAGUGGUUCAAUGCCACCUUCAGAUCAAAUGGACGCUGCCCGUAACAGCACAGAUUGUAGACCUAGAUCAAGCACGGAUCAGAGAGAGAAGUCUAGGCUGAGUAUUGACCAGAGGGAGAAACCUAAAGCAAUGUCAGACCUUAGAGAGAAGUCAAGAGCCAGUGUUGACAGGAGAGAAAGAUCUCGAAAGAGUGUGGAUUUUUCUGAAAAAGCAAAUAAUAGCUCAGAACAGCCGGAAAGAGCUAGGAACAGCAUUGACCGCUUUGGAGAGAUGAUGAGAUCAGCAGUAUUGUGCAAUAUUGAUUGUUUCAAGCCUGCAGGAGCAAAGAUCUGAGGAUGAAGGAAAGGAUAUGCACGCUUAGAAUGACCAAGUUCCAUGUUCCUCGUCAACUGGCUGAGCUUGUCAUGGUGAAUUUUAAACUGGUCCAGGCUUGCCUUCUUUCUGUUGUCUGUGCGCUUUCUAUGGAUCACAUGUGCUGAAUGGCUUCAAAGAAUUAAGGCUACUGAGAACUUUCUCUUCCAUGUAAAGGUUUGCCUAGCUUGGAUGAUUUGUACAAAUAUGCGUUCAUUGACCUCACAAGACUCGAAAACUUAUACAUAUUUUGAGGAAAUUACUUGGGAAAUUAAGAAGGGGUUGGGAUGUAUAGCAGGGAAACAACUAAUUUAUGGCUUUUCCUUUCUUCAAUUUUUAUUCCGUGAGGGAGCUGGUGGCCGUGGAAGGGCAGGAAUCAGGGGCCUGGUCAUGGUGUCAUUUUGAUAACUUUAUCUAUGAUUUUGGUGGCUAAUGUUUUUUGUUAAUGCAAAUGCAAGGCACAACUUUACAGGGUUCCACUGUA